Molecule: messenger RNA, 2589 nt
Organism: Closterium sp. Naga37s-1
Lineage: Eukaryota; Viridiplantae; Streptophyta; Zygnematophyceae; Desmidiales; Closteriaceae
Source: the annotation of a GenBank genome assembly
AUGCUCUUCCGCCUGUCAGUGCACCCACCUCCUUCACCUGCCUUCCUUGAGGCCUGGGACCUGCGCUACAACCAGUUCACAGGGUCUUUGCCUAACUUCACAGCAUGGAACACCACAGGCUUGGCCAUACUGUCUCUGGACAGCAACAAGCUCUCAGGUUCCCUACCUGUGAAUAUCUCUGCUCUCACUCAGCUCAGUGCACUGUCACUGGGCAACAACGCCAUUACAGGGGCUGUCGCCAAUACUCUUGCCAACCUGACAUCCCUGGAGACUCUGUGGCUGUUUGGCAACAACCUCACAGGCACCAUCCCGUCCUCCCUCUGCAACCUCACGCGCAUGAACAGCCUGGUGCUACGGAACAACCUGUUUUAUGGGACCAUGCCCUCCUGCCUUGUCAACUUCGCCCAACUUAGAGACCUCGACGUGAGCAACAACUCGCUGACAGGCGUGGUGAACCGCAACAUGAAGGGCAUGAACCCCGGCUACAGCACGCUCAACAUUGCACACAACUUCUUCUAUGGCGACCCCACACUCUACGCCAACGGCACCCUCUACUGCCCCGACCAGGUGCAAUACAAUGCGAGCUUCCUGGACUUCCAGAUGACAGGGCGGGACUACACGUCUAGCGGCGGACAAAACGCAUACCGGCGCGGGCGGGCAAGUCUGAGCAGCAACUGCUUUGACAUGGCGGUGGCAGCAGAUAGCUGUGUGGCCAACGAGACACAGAAGACCGAUGAGGAGUGCCUGGCUUACUGCGGCCUCACUGCUUCGAACCUGCCUUGCGGGGGGCAUGGUGUUUGCGUGCCUGUUUCUGCUGCUGUGGCUGUUGGUGACGGUUCGGGUAAUGCACCUGCUGCUGCUACUGCUACUGCUGGUGGAAACUCGUCAGUAGCGGCUGACAGUGCGUACACGUGUGCAUGUGAUGAUGGGUAUUACCUGCUCUGGCUGGACAACGGCACUCCCACCUGCUCACUCACUCCUCCCCCUGCUGCACCGGCACCAGAAGCGCCACCGUUGUCCACGGGCGCCAUCAUUGCCAUUGUGGUGGGCGGCUGUGUUGCGCUUGCCAUUGUCGCUGCUGCUGUGGCUGCUGUGCUCAUUCUCCGGAAACAGAAGAAGAGACGCACGUGGACGGAUCUGGACGUGUGCAAGGAGUACAGCAUAGAGGAGGUGCGCACGUUCACGGAGAACUGGGACGACAAGAACGUGCUGGGCGAGGGCGGCUUCGCCACCGUGUACCGCGGCGUGAACGAGAACGGGCUGGUGGUUGCAGUCAAGCGCGUUAAGCUCAUGUCCAACGACUUCGAGACUGAGGUGCGGGCGAUGGCAACGUUGCACCACCCCAACCUGGUGCGGCUGCUGGGCUUCUGUCUGCACAUGGACGUGGAGACGGCCAAGCAGGAGCAGGUGCUCGUCUACGAGUUCGUUGCCAACGGGGACCUCGACCACCACAUCCGCUCCCCUAAAACCCCCAUCUGCACCCCUCUCCGUCCUCUCAUCCCCAGUUUCGGAGUGGUGCUGUUGGAGAUCCUUACAGGCAAGCCAGUCACCAUCGACAGGUCCUGCCACAUCGGCAAAUGGGCGUCCAUCAAGCUACACGACUACCAGAUAGAUGAGCUCAAGGACAAGACACUGACGGCCUCAGAGGACGCUGUUUUGGAGCUCGCAGACAUUGCCCUCGACUGCAUCAAGCGCCGCGCCGCCCACCGCCCUGAAAUGGCAGAUGUCGUGCUGCGAUUGGGCGCCAUGGUGCGCGAAUUCUGCCCAGCGGACAGACAGGAGGGAGGAGGAGGUGAGGGAGGAGGAGGAGGAGGAGGAGGAGGAGGAGGAGGAGGAGGAGGAGGAGGAGGAGGAGGAGGAGGAGGAGGAGGAGGAGGAGGGGAAAGGCCUGGGCGUUUUAGGCUGGGCCGAGCGCUUUCGACAGCGGAGGAUGAUAUGGAGAUGGGGGGGCACGGGGGAGGGGGUCACAGCCGCAUGGACGGGCGGUCCUCGGGGGCUAUGACGCUGCGAUCUGAGAUUGCAUCGCUGUGUGCGAACAGUGAGAUCAUGGAUCGGAAUCACAGCAGUGCCACCAUUAAUAAUGAUGACUCUAUGAUUGUGGCUGCUGCUGGCAGCAGCUAUGUUGGCCUCCAGCAGGGACCCUCCGCACGUGCAUUUCGUGCGUCCGAAGUUGCAGUCGCGCAACUGCUGCUGCCAGUGCACGUCGUCUACAGCAAGGCUCGCUGUCUCCCCCUGCAUCAUGGCGCGAGCUCCAGCAGCAGGGCGCGCAUCUUCUUCUGCUUCUCCUGUCGCGCUGCUGUUGGUGCGCGACCUCCUCCUGCUACUGCGGACGACCUGGUGCUCCUGCAGCGUUUGCAGCGUCUUGCGCAUGACUGCUCCGCCCUCAUUCGGCGAUUUGCCUCGCGUCAGCAGUCGCUGACGACCUGGCGCGAGUAUGCUACUGCAUCGGCGGCGGCCACCUGCUCUUGCUACUCGACGUCUGCAGCACCUGCUGCUCCUGGCGCGGGUGUGUGGCAUCUGCACGGCGACACUUGGCGCUUGGAGAGUGGCGGCAGCAUCCAGCGAGCGAGAGGGACCAGCACCAACUGA